GCGCCAUCGCCUUUGGCGGAAUAGCAAACAAAAACCCCAUCCUGCUGCCCGUUCGGGUUUUCUUGCGCAAGGGUUCUCUUCUCCUCUCGCAGGUAGCCCGGUCUCCUCCCCUCGGCAGCAGUUCUUUCUCGUCGAUCGCUCCACUCACAGAGUCGAUCAUUGAGCGAUGGGAGACUCUCAAUACUCCUUCUCGCUAACCACCUUCAGCCCUUCGGGGAAGCUGGUGCAGAUCGAGCACGCUCUGACGGCCGUCGGAUCCGGCCAAACAUCUCUUGGAAUCAAGGCUGCCAAUGGAGUUGUUAUUGCAACUGAGAAGAAAUUGCCUUCCAUCUUGGUGGAUGAGACAUCUGUGCAAAAGAUUCAGCUGAUGACAACGAACAUUGGUGUUGUUUACAGUGGAAUGGGCCCAGAUUCCCGUGUUCUUGUGAGAAAAAGCAGAAAGCAAGCACAACAGUAUUACCGACUCUAUAAGGAGCCUAUACCAGUUACCCAACUUGUUAGGGAAACUGCAGCUGUUAUGCAGGAGUUCACUCAAUCUGGUGGUGUAAGGCCAUUUGGAGUUUCGUUGCUUGUUGCUGGAUAUGAUGACAAUGGUCCACAGCUGUAUCAGGUUGACCCAUCAGGUUCUUACUUUGCUUGGAAAGCAUCUGCGAUGGGGAAAAACGUUUCCAAUGCAAAGACAUUUCUUGAAAAGAGGUAUACUGAUGAUAUGGAGCUUGAUGAUGCUGUCCAUACUGCCAUUUUGACUCUUAAAGAAGGGUUUGAAGGUCAAAUUUCAGGAAAGAACAUUGAAAUUGGAAUUAUUGGUGCUGACCGUAAAUUCAGAGUACUUACUCCAGCUGAGAUUGAUGAUUACCUGGCGGAAGUGGAGUGAUUUUGUCAAAUCCUGUAUCCAGCUGAGGAUAUUGAAUUGUUUUGAUGUGUACAAUUUUUUUAAACAUUCAAGUUUGUGACUUCGGGUUUCAUCCAUUGCGCUCCAAAUUUCUCUAAGUUGUAAUGGUUUCGUUACUUGAUACUGCACAACUGAAGUUAUAACCUGCAGAAGGACUUGCCUAAAAUAUCUUACCAUGCUGGGUA
Molecule: messenger RNA, 1077 nt
Organism: Elaeis guineensis (African oil palm)
Lineage: Eukaryota; Viridiplantae; Streptophyta; Magnoliopsida; Arecales; Arecaceae
Product: proteasome subunit alpha type-2-A
Biological process (GO): ubiquitin-dependent protein catabolic process
Cellular component (GO): proteasome core complex; proteasome core complex, alpha-subunit complex
Source: RefSeq, a predicted model, not a curated record